Molecule: messenger RNA, 5167 nt
Organism: Bombus impatiens (common eastern bumble bee)
Lineage: Eukaryota; Metazoa; Arthropoda; Insecta; Hymenoptera; Apidae
Gene: ci
Product: transcriptional activator cubitus interruptus
Exons: 9
Coding region: 191-3727 (1178 amino acids)
Biological process (GO): regulation of transcription by RNA polymerase II
Cellular component (GO): nucleus
Molecular function (GO): DNA-binding transcription factor activity, RNA polymerase II-specific; RNA polymerase II cis-regulatory region sequence-specific DNA binding
Source: RefSeq, a predicted model, not a curated record
GCGCGCGUCCGCGAUGGCACCGUCGAUGGUGCUCCGUGACAUCGACGAUUGACUGCUAAUCGGUGACGUGAUUCUGUGCAGAAAGACUUAAAAGGUGAUUCUAACCGUGUUGCAAUAGAUUCGAGACAAUUUCAAGCGGUUUCUGUACGCUUACGUAAGCUUCCUAGCCUGAUAUUGUAACAAAAUCGCAAUGAGCCCAGCUUUGGGAAUGCACCCAGGUAUGGCGCCACAUCUGCAGCAACUUCAGGCGCAUCUCCUAAGGAGCGCAGCUGCCGCAGCUCUUCUACCCCAUGCUCACCCCCUACAACCCCCUGCACCACCUCCACCACCACCUCAUCCACACCCCCAUGCCCACGGAUUAUCGCCGCAUUCGCAAUUAUACCCCGGUGUGCCACCUCAUUCCACGGCCUCAGCAACCCUCGGACCUCAUGGAGGAGGAUUGCCGCCAAAAACUGAGAGCACGGAGUCCUGCAGAAAAGCGUCAGAAUCGUCGACCAGGUCGGUGACGGCCGAGGCGGACACGUCUUCGAGGAGAGCUUCUACGAAGGUAAAAAGGGAGCCUGCGACGACGACGACGAACGCUGCCACGACCACAGCACCACCUACUCAUCCUCAAGGACUUAGCCCUAGCGAAGAUCUUCGAGAUGAACCUGGAGAUUUUAUCGAAACGAACUGUCACUGGAGGGACUGUGGUCUUGAGUUUCCUACUCAGGAUGAUCUUGUGAAGCACAUCAACAAUGACCAUAUACAUGCGAACAAGAAGAGCUUCGUUUGUGGUUGGGAGGAGUGCUCGAGGGAGGAAAAGCCAUUUAAGGCUCAAUACAUGUUGGUGGUGCAUAUGAGAAGGCACACCGGUGAAAAACCUCAUAAGUGUACUUUCGAGGGAUGUUUCAAAGCAUAUUCGCGUCUGGAGAACUUGAAGACGCAUCUGAGGUCCCAUACCGGAGAAAAACCAUAUACUUGUGAAUAUCCUGGUUGCAGCAAGGCAUUUAGUAAUGCCAGCGAUCGCGCGAAACACCAAAACAGGACUCAUUCCAACGAGAAACCAUACGUUUGCAAGGCGCCAGGUUGCACGAAAAGGUACACCGAUCCAUCAUCUCUGAGAAAACACGUGAAAACUGUGCACGGUGCAGAAUUCUACGCCAAUAAGAAGCACAAAGGAGGCGGUGGAGAUGGCGGAGGCAGUGACGAGGCUGGUGCAGGUGGUCAUAGCCCUAGCAGAAGUGAAGAUCUGCAUCCGAAGACACCUAGUUUGUCAAGUCCGAGUGUGAAAUCUGAAAGUGAAGCGAAUAGUCCACCUAGUAUGAUGCAGCAACAAGGUAGCCCAUUAGUUGGUGGUUGCAAUGACGAAGUUGCUGGUGUCAGUGCAUUGACUGGUGAUGGCGUUACCUUGGCUGAGGAACCUUGGAACGAGGAACCCGAUGACUUGGAUAUCGCUGAUCUGCCAGUUGCUCUACGUGCCAUGGUUGGCGGAAUGGAAUCGCAGCAGCAACAACAACCUCCUCCUCCUGCCUCGAGGAAUCGUCUGAAAGGCAGACUAAACGCAAAGGGCAUGCCGAGCUUGCCAGUAAGCGUGUCCGGUAUGAGGGGAACACGUGGUAUGGGUCCUCAGGGUAACAUCGGGGACCUGAACAGGAGGAUCACUGACCUGAAGAUGGAGGGUGGCGGUCCCGCCCGCCAAACGAGUCUUUCUGACCUGCAACUCAGGCUGCAACCUCUCAACGAGCCACGAAGGGACAGCAACAGUACUGUGAGCACCUAUUACGGUAGCAUGAAGUCCACGGACUUUGGUAGUAGAAGAAGCAGCCAGGCUAGCGGGGUCAGCGCUGUCAGAAUGGGUCAAACUGGACCUGGGAGCUUCUACGAUCCCAUCAGUCCAGGAACAUCACGAAGAAGCAGUCAAAUGAGUACCACUUCCGGUAGAAUGAACCCACCGAGUCAUCUUCAAGGACCUUACUCGACGAGCAAUCUUGUCGUUCAGACGCAAAAUAUGUCUCUUCAGGGUAUCCAGGGUAUGCCAGGAGAUUGGAACGGUCCAAGCGGCCAUUGUACGCAACCAUCCGGUGAUCGUCGCAUGUCCGAACCCACCAGGGGUCACCAGACCCAAAGAAAUUCACCGCCUGUACCACCCAGACCAAGAUCUGCUCAACUUCCAGAACAUCAUCCUAAUCAGGAAGUCAUUCUGGAUGAGGUUGGAGAAGGUGAAAUGGUGGAGAAUAAGCUGGUCAUUCCUGAUGAGAUGAUGCAGUACUUGAAUCAAGUUCAAGCAGGAGGAACUCAGGUGAAUUGCCGUAGCAGUCCCUUACCAAUUUGCCAGUCCCCAAUUUGCACAAAUCCCUUGCACUACCAACGUCAAAUACAGCCUACUUGCAACUACAACCAGCCUCACCAACAAACCUGCUACCCGCCACCACAACCAGCUCAACCAACGUGCACGAAUUAUCAGAAUACCUCUCCAUCUCCUUACAACCAAUGUCCUAGUUCUAGACCUCCUCAGUCUAAUUCACAAUACUGUCCUCCACCCUCUUAUCCAUCUCAACCGAACGGCGGGCAAGUGCUCAGUCCAGCAGCGGGUCAAGUCAUGUCACCAGGAUCUCACUACGCUCCCAGUCACAUCAGCGAUCAGCCUCUAACUUCACCAGCAGCUGGUGCCUUAGCGCCUCAGCAUCCUCCACAAAAUCUUCCUCAAAACUCUGCUCAGUUAACUAGGAACUGUCCCCAAAACCACAUGCACCAUGGCUACUACCCUAGUUACAAUUGUCAGGCACAAAUGAACGCGAAUUGUACCGGAAAUCCAACCAGCCAAGUGAACCACCACACAAACCCCGUUUGUGCUCCACCGAAUCACAGCUCUAUGAACCAACAACAGUGCGUGCAGAUGCGAUCAACUGGCAAUUGUCCACAAUUGUCUCCCCACUGCACUCAACAGCCAGCUAUAUCUAAUCAGACAACUAUGAGCCAUGCUAAUCCACAGUGUGGUCAAGUAGCCAAUCAAUGUACCAGGCCAAUGGUGACACCUAAUGGCCAGGUGUCAAAUAUUCACCCUGUUCAGCAGAGCACAGUGCCCAACCAAUGUGCUCAGAUGUCGCCACACUGUUCUCAACUGAACAUCAACAACCAGGCUAAACCAAUCACCAACAUAACCAGUCUCCAAGGCUGUCAACAGCAAACACCACAGCAAAAUACACCUUGCCUGCAAAUGGCUAAUUGCGCUCAUCCCAAUGGUGGCCAUAGAUCAGUGAACGAUUCUGCUUUACCGAAGAGGACGUCUCCACAGUUGUGCACUGCUCAGCAGACCAAUUGCAGGAUACAACAGCAGCAACAUACUUGUACACACAAUUGUGCUCGAACCAAUCCUCCAAAUCAUCAACAGUACAAUUGUAACUGCCAAUGGGGUUACGGCGGAGAUCAAUGUUACCACGAGCAAACCGGUGCUGCUAUGCCAGAGAUUCAAUGCAGAGACAUCAGUCAGUCUCAACAAGGAUCUCCUAUGAAGCCUCCUCAAGGAAUGAGACAAGAUUCGUACAGAAGGACACUGGAGUAUGUGCAACAGUGCAGAAACUGGUCUGGAAACGCACAGACCCACGAAACAAAUGUCUCUAGUUCUACUCACCCCAUGUCGCUGCCACAGCCAUUGCCAUCAAGUGCCAAUAUGGUGGUCAACGACAUGACUUCGUCUCUGAGUUCGUUGCUCGAGGAGAACAGAUACUUACAGAUGAUCCAGUGAAUAUCGUAAUCGCGAUAUGAAUAUAUAAAUAUAGAUAUAUAUUUUCUAUCGUAACCUUUUUUGAUACUAUCGUUUAAUAAGAAUGUUGGAACGAAGAAAUAAAUAAUCCAUCUCAACUUUUGGAGAUGGAACCUUUGUAUUUUUGAUAAAGACCGAAGGCUUUUUCUUAUUCUUUGUGUAGAAACGUGCGCAUUUCGUAAUUGUUAAGCGCCCAGUCGACGAUCGCUUAAAUUAAUUGUUAAUUAGAAUUGUGGAUCGCGUGCUCGAAAGAUGGAUGACGUUCUCGGUGAUUGAGAAACGAUCGCAGUCGAAGUGAUACGUAUUACGAGAGAGUUCAAAUGUGUUUUCUACUACGCUGCGUUGUUUAUAGGAUAUAGUAUGUAUUUUGUACAAAAAUUGACGGAACCUCGGGGUGCCUUACAGAGCUAAGCUAAAUGGAAUAACGGAGUAAUUUAUUAUUUUUGGAGGAUUGUAUUUAAGACGUUUAACGUCUAAAAUUCUGUCAAGCGAAAUUUAUAGGAUUAUCAAAGCACUACGCUUACGGGCGAGAUCUCCGUUGGAUCAAGCUUCUGUUUGUCGCACAAAAUUUUACGCGUGUGAAUAUCGACACCGCGUCAGAGAAUGUGAGAUACUUUUCGAGAACAUCCUUGUAACCGUAUUUUUGUACGACCAGUCUUCUCAAAGCGUGCCAACAUACCGUUCUUAUCGUGUCAUCGUAAUUUUAUCUUCUUAACGUUAACAGCGAAUGAUAAACGACGUACAUGGUGACUUUAUAAAAAUACAUUUUCUAUGCGAUGGUGCGACCUGCUAAUGAGAUUAAUCGAUCGAAAUGAAAAAAUAGACAGCCAAUAUUAGGAUAUAACGAUGUGUAGAUAAAUCAUACUAAUGUAAGAGAUUAUUAAUCAACGCUCAUGGACCACGUGCAUGAUAAAAUUAGACAAUCAUUUCGUAAAAAUGUGUUGAAUGUGUGUACCGAUGGACGAACGAGUGGCUCUAUGCGUGUGUCUUUCAUAAGAAUCAUUGUAAAAAAAAGAAGCGCAAGGCAACUAAAGAAACAUUUCUAGAUUAUAUAUAUUUGGUCUUUUGAUCGACCGAAACGAUCAUAAUAGAAUCCCUCUAAUUUUAUAAAAUGUAUCAUCGUCGAGUGCCUUUCAUCGUCGUGUCGAUCGAUGAGAAAUUAAAGAGUACGUUGAACAGUUGAAAACUUAGCGUACCUAGAGCUGUUUUCUUUUUCUUCUUUCCUUUUGUUAUGCAAACGAUUUUGUACGAAUUUUAUUAUAUCUACGAAAGGCGAGGAGUCUUGUGAAUAUUAUACAUAUCUUAUCGUAUACAUAUAGCGUAGUGAUUCAAGUAUGUGAAUGGAAGGAGUAUGACAAAAGUUUUACAUCCUGAGAAUUGUUAAUUAUUUUAAAAUAAAUCAUAUCGAUCCCAUCAACGAAA